Molecule: messenger RNA, 4863 nt
Organism: Rhipicephalus sanguineus (brown dog tick)
Lineage: Eukaryota; Metazoa; Arthropoda; Arachnida; Ixodida; Ixodidae
Gene: lovit
Product: proton-associated sugar transporter A
Exons: 7
Coding region: 385-2055 (556 amino acids)
Biological process (GO): transmembrane transport
Cellular component (GO): membrane
Molecular function (GO): sucrose:proton symporter activity
Source: RefSeq, a predicted model, not a curated record
UCAUUGCAUCUCCCCGGUUUCUUUCUUUCCCUCGCCAACGUUUGACGCUGGGAACGAGCGCUGCAGUACAGUGGGUUUGCGAAAGAAGGAGCACUCUUUUUUAUGUGUGCGCGCGUGUGUGGCAAUUCGUUCGUUACGUCGUCUCCGCGAUGAUUGGUGUGUGGACGUGAGCGUUCGUUGCUGUACGGCCUAGCGCGCCACGCUUUUUUUGUGUGCGACUCGAAGUGAUGGAUUUCGCCGGUUGUUUGCGUGCCCUUAGUUUUUUUUUUUUUUUCGCCCUGGAAAUUUUCAGACCGCCCGGAAUGCCGGCAAGACUGCUUAGUUCGAUGACGUCGUUCUGAAGUCCCCGACAAGACCGGCGUCUACCGCACGAAGCCAACAACCAUGGGAUCCGGCGACAUACAGUGCCCGUUGGACGUAAGCGAUGUCCCGCGCAAGUACGCCCACAUCUUCCGCAAGAAGAAGACCUGGGAGCUGGUGAUGCUUAGCGGUGCCGUGUGCGGCAUCGAGUUGUGCUACGCCGCGGAGACGGCCUUCAUCGGUCCAAUCCUGUUGGGCCUCGGCAUACCCAUCUCCUUCGUGGCGCUCGCCAUGUGCUUAAGUCCAGCGCUGGGCUUCUUCGUCACGCCCGUACUGGGGUCCAUGAGCGACACCUGCACGUCUCGCAUGGGCCGCCGACGGCCUUUCAUCAUAAUCUUCGCGCUGGGCAUGCUGCUGGGCCUGAUCCUACUGCCCAACGGCCAGGACUUGGGCAUAGCGCUCGGCGACAGCGGCGUGAACGUGCUUGGCGAAGGCAAUGAUGUGAUUCCAGAGAGCAACUCAACAAACCUUUCGAACAACUCGACCACCGGCAAUGUUGCAUACCACAGCUGGUCUAAGCAUGGCUGGGGCAUCAUGUUCACCAUCGUGGGCUUCGUGUUCCUGGACAUGUGCUGCGACGGCUGUCAGUCACCGGCCAGGAGCUACGUCCUCGACGUCACGAUCGUGUCGGACCACGCGCGUGCGCUCUCGAUGUUCACCGUUCUCUCGGGCCUGUCGGGCGCCGUCGGCUACGUCAUGGGCGGCAUCGACUGGGAAAGCACGGCGGUCGGAGCCAGUCUCGGCGGUCACGUCAAGACCGUGUUCGGUAUCGUCGGCGCAUUCUUCGUCGGCUGCAUCGUGUUGACUCUGUCGAGCUUCCGCGAGAUGCCCCUGCCCGUCGUCAGGGCGGCCACUGCGGCUGGCUACUUCGACCAAGGCGGGGGACACGGCGAGUACGAGAGGUUCACCAACGACGACGCCAGCGGGUGCGAGGAGACCGAGAGCAUGGAGCUCGCCAGGCAAAAGUCGAGCGGUCCGUCCAAAGCCCGCGGCAAGGAAGUGGAUGACGAAGCCCCUCCAACGUUCAAGGAGUACCUCCUCUCCAUAAUCUACAUGCCUAGGACCAUGAUGAUUCUGUGCCUGACGAACCUGUUCUGUUGGAUGGCACUAGUCAGCUACUCGCUCUUCCUCACGGACUUCGUGGGCGCCGUGGUGUACGGGGGAGAUCCCGUGGCACCCAUGGGCACAGAAUCUUAUCGCGUCUACCAGAGCGGAGUGCGACUGGGCUGCUUCGGCUUGGCUAUCGACUCCGUCACCUGCGCACUCUACUCAUUGUUCAUCGAAAAGCUUGUGCACCGCUUCGGGGCCAAACCAAUAUACAUCUUGGGCCAGGCGGCCUACUCCGUGAGCGUGGCUUUGCUCGCCAUGUUUCGCACCAAGGCGGCCGUGCUGCUGGUGUCACCCGCGGCGGGCCUCUUGUACGCCACCCAGUUCACGAUGCCCUUCAUCUUGGUGGACCACUACCACAGCUCGAGCAUGGUGGAGGCUGACGCCGACUGGUCCGAGCGCGGUCUGGGCACAGAUAUUGCGCUCGUGAGCAGCAUGAUGUUCCCGGCACAGUUGCUACUGUCUCUCUGCGCUGGGCCCAUGGUUCGUCUCUUCGGAGGGUCACCGACUGUCAUCAUGUACGGCGCGUCGCUGGUCAGCGCUUGUGGGGCACUGUGUGCCAUGCGCGUCACUUACCACAGAUUGUGAGCUGAAUGCACACACCAGGAAGGAGUGCAAGCAUUGUGUUGCUCUAUUACUGUGGCAUACCAUCAACGCUGCGACCUGAUGACAGCGCUAAUAUACAGCGACCACUGGAACUGGCGGGAAAAGGCGCACGUGUCUCAAGCUCAAGAAGACUGGAAUGCAGUGCUACAGUCGCGGAACCACCGUGAGCUCAAUUUCGGGGAUAGUUGCGAGUUCACAACUGUCAGUGUAGCACCAUUUUUACGGUCGACACCUUUGUUCUACAACGUACACAGAACUAUUACGUACGCCUGUUGAGAACUCACCGCUUCGAAACGAGACAGGGCCGCUUACUGCAGGCACUGUUCAUUGGCUGGUCUUUGCCAUUAUCAUGGUCGGUUCGAACGAUACAACAAGCUGCCAUUUCACCCGAAAGAUACGUAUAUAUGUGUACGUUAUCACUGGAUACCUAAAUUCUUUUACCACAUCUUCAGAAGGUUUGCAUACCCAACAUAGCUACUUGCACUCGUUUGCUGAGUGACACGAUUUGCGGCAUAACUGUCUCCAGCAGCCACAUUGCUAGUCCCAUUUGAUAAACUAGACAGGAUGGUAGCAGCGCUCUAACACCUACAAACGUUGCAGAGGACCUCAUAAAUUUAGUACACCAAGGUCUCACAUUAAGGAGCAUGGUUCGCCCUCAGCAGUUUCACAUAUACGUUAAAGCUUCACGAAAAACUGCAUGAAACAACAAUAAGUCAUUUGCUCCAGGCAGCAAACUUCAAUGCAUACAAGCGUUCAGGUGCAUCUUUGAAAUGACUCGGCAACGUGCCUGUUCACGUGGUAUGGUGUGGCGUACAGACAACCAAUCCACACAAACGAUAGAUCAAGCAGUCAAUCGAUGCAUUCGGGAGCCGUACGCUACAACUAAUGGGCAGGCUUAAAUGUACGAGUUGAUCGUAUAUGUUUAGGCACUCAACAACGAUGUGGGAUGAUAGUGCGCAAUGUGAAGCAAGUGUGCGAGACUGGUGCAAAAGCUAUUUGCGCUUCGUAUACCGGCCAUUUUACAUACCAAUGACACCGAGAGGAUGGACGUUAUUCCAUUCUCGCAUUCACAAAGUUAAAAGAUCACCUUUAAACAAAUGCUUCAUUCACAUGUAGCUGUCCGUACAUGGAUGCAGGCACGCAACAGUGUGGAUCAUGCAUAAGCAGGACAAGGUGUACUCGUACAUAUACAGUCGAGCACGAAAUAAUGCCCACGUGGCGAAAUUGCCGUCUGCGCCAUCUAGAGGCGAGCGGUCUGCGGUCGAGAGUAUAGCUCUGGCGGCGUAAUCGGUAAAGCAAUGCUCCCGACAGCAGACGGCUUACCACUAAACGGCGCAGAUGGCAAUUCUGGCACACGAUCGCGUGGCCUCUAUUAUUCUGUGGCCGACUGUAGACGCGUGCUUCCCUUUGAAAGAAGUGAGUCAACUUUGUCGGGCGCCAUAAGUGCAAUACGAAACACUUCAUAAUUACGACCGCGGAGAAUUAAGCUCUCCAACGCUGACAAGCUAAUUACAGUGCCAAGUUGCAAGGUUACCACACCGGUAAACAGGUCACUAGACACUGCCCAUUUCCUGGUCCUGUCGUGUAUGUUCGUGUGCAUCCAAAGAAAGCCACUGACUGCAUCUUCUGAUGUCAGACUAUGUGCAAAACGAUGUUCGCAAGUGAUUUUUUCGGCACAUGCACGAAACUCGUUCCUGGUUGCGGCGAACAGAGUUCUUUUACGUAGCUUGAACUCUCACUCUUCCCCCGCUCAAAGGUAUGCCAGCAUAAAGAGAGCAUUUGUGAAACCUAGUCUAUAGUCAAUGAUAUAUGCUUAGGCUUAGUUGCGUACAGGCAAGGGCUUUUCUCAGUGCAGCAAAGGUGACGCACAAGACUCCUAGCACAAGGAUCCCGCGGAUGGCAGCCUUUAAGGGCAAGGCGGGGACACCCGUAGGUAACCAGCUGUGACAGCGAGUUGAAUUAACUGCGGAGCUCGCUACAAAGAAAGAGUGAUCACAAAAUACUUGCUUUCCUCUCGCAACUUCCAAGUUUUUAUAAUUACUCGCCGAGAUUUUAACACUGACUUCAGUUCAGACGGUGCCAUUUGCCUCGUCAUACCCGUAUUUAUACAUAUUGUGAAAUAUGUACAGAAACAUUGCCGUAAAAUUUGACUGCAAUGGCGCUUGAUGUGACAUUAAAGCACGGCUGUUAAUUUCCGUAUCCACAUAAGUUUAGGACGCUCCAAUACCGACGGCCUUCUUGAAGAACUCUUCUGACACAAGCUCCAGUACACAGCAUAUAAAUGCUUUACUUUUACGAUUAACCUCCCAGCCUCCUGUCUUUCUGCUUUUUUCCUUCCUUCCUUGAACAAAACGAACACGUACCAUAUUCAGAACUCCAAGUGUAUAUAUAUAUAGGGCUCGUCCAUUUAGUCAGUGUACAGCGAAACUGAGAUAUGUCUGUAAAAUGCGGAACGCCUCAAUUACCUCGUUGAAGUCCUGUAAAAGCGCUGCGGUAUAUAUAGUACAACGAAGUGUGCCAAAAGGCGGGAAUGUACCACUCACGUAGCUUUUAUUCCAUAUUCGCAUGCGUUUAGGGUAUCAUUUGGGUGCUGACUUGUGCCUAUGUUUCUGUAAAUUGCCUGGAAACCGUGCACAAACGGGAAAGUGCAAGCAUCUACAUUUUGUGCGAAUGAAAAAAGUUUCAACUGUGAAUGAGCCUCAACGUGUAUGUUCAUGUCUCAACGAAAGUUCAUGUUUGUCUUGUGCCCAAAAUAAAGAGAAAAAAAAAAGCUGUGCUCUUUUUGUUCAA